This is a messenger RNA of Colossoma macropomum (tambaqui), 1246 nucleotides long. RefSeq names its product glycoprotein-N-acetylgalactosamine 3-beta-galactosyltransferase 1-like. NCBI's taxonomy places the organism in Eukaryota, Metazoa, Chordata, Actinopteri, Characiformes, Serrasalmidae. The transcript is spliced from 4 exons. The record is from RefSeq and is a predicted model, not a curated record. The coding region runs from base 172 to 1119 and encodes 315 amino acids. Gene Ontology annotation, cellular component: membrane. Gene Ontology annotation, molecular function: N-acetylgalactosaminide beta-1,3-galactosyltransferase activity.
AAUGCUUAAAUACGGUAUCAGGUGAAAACCCCUUCACACUUCCUGUUUGAGAAACCUGUUAUAUUACCAGCCUUUGAGAGCCUCAGUGAUGUGGCUUAGGCAACCUUUAGGAAGCCUCUUUGCUGGAUACAGAUUCCUUCACCUUCAGUGGCUGGUUCCAGGGAAAUAAAAAUGAAACAGGUGCUCUCUCAUGCCCUCUUCUUAAGCGGGGUAGCAGUGGGUUUCUUCAUAAUAAAUAUCACAAUUAAUUUUAAAAUGGACCCAGCUCCACUCGAAAUCCCCAUCACAGAGAGUCCUGUGGUGCAGAAGCUUGACAAAAGUGUUGCGACAGAUCUGACCCAGAAAGUGAGGCUGUUAUGCUGGGUACUAACAGCACCCCAGUUCCUGGAAUCUAGAGCCAAGCAUGUCCACGCCGUCUGGGGCAAACGCUGCAACAAGGUGCUCUACAUGAGCUCUGAGGAGUCAGACUUUCCAACCGUGAAGCUCAACGUGACGGAGGGACGGAAUCAACUCUACUGGAAAACCAUCCGGGCCUUCCAGUACAUCUACGAACACCAUCUGGACGAUGCGGACUGGUUCCUCAAAGCAGACGACGACACCUUUGUUGUUCCUGAAAACCUGCGCUAUUUGCUUUCUCAACACAACACAGAGGACCCGGUCUAUUUAGGACGCAGGUUCAGGCCGUUCGUUGCUCAGGGUUACAUGAGCGGUGGAGCAGGUUACGUCCUGAGCAAAGAGGCACUUCGGAGAUUUGUGAAGGGACACGCUGAUGGAAACUGUACACACUUCUCAGACAUCGAGGACAUGGCCCUGGGCACCUGCAUGGAGACUAUGAAUGUCACAGCUGAGGAUACCAGAGACAUAAAAAGCAGGCAAACUUUUCAUGCUUAUCCUCCCAAUGAAUACUUGCCUAGACAGCAGCCUAGACCACUGCCUAACCACCUUCUGUACGAGUACUACGACCCUGUUGAGGGACCUGGGUGCUGCUCGGAUUUAGCGAUAUCCUUUCAUUAUAUACGUCCAGAAGAAAUGUACAUGCUGGAGUACUUCACCUACCAUCUCCGUCCGUACGGGUACAAGUACAGAUGUAAUCCAGAGGCUGCAUUACGUGUUCUGUGAAUACAUUUUUGUAAUAUACUAUAAUCUAAAGCAGCUUGUAUUUUAUUUAUUUUAUUUAUUUGUAGUAUUGACUUGCAAAAUGAGCUUUUAGUUGUUUGUUUUUUCCAACAAUUUGAUUUACAGCACG